AUGGCUGAUGGAAGGCUUCCCAACGGCCAGCUGCCUCACGGUACGCCGGAAGGCGGCUGGAAAGCAGUGAGGACCUGGAGAACACCAGAUUGGGUAGAACCAAUUCUGAUCGUUUCUAUCAUGGUUACCGCCUUGUGGUUUACUCGCCGAAAGAACUUCUCGAUCCUCCGCCGCAACGGUGCCAGCUACGAGCCACUGUUUGACGGAGCGGACUCGCCCCGAAUCUCUGACGACUCUUUCGGCAGCCCUAUUCGAACAGAACCCCAUCCUCCCAAGUAUCGCACCAUCUUCGGGUGCAUUCGUGUCAAGACCCCGAACUCGAGCCGUUUCGCGAAAUAUGUCCACUCUCGCAUCCUGCAAAAGUUCCCCUUCCUCGUCGAAAUGUUCUACUGGGCCAUCUCCUUCUUCUUCUACCGUAUGACCGGAAGCUUGGCCCAGAGCUACUACGGCGGCAGAAAGUCUUUGUGGGAGGUUGCUCAGGGACACGGCCUGUUCUUGCUCGAGACCGAGGCAAAAUUUUUUGGUCAGGGGACCAUCACCGGCCCGGAGCGCUGGGUGGAGUGGCGCGUAUCACACUGGUUCUUGGAGGGUGCCCAGGUUGGAGACUUCCGCGGCAUCUGGCUGACAAUCCUGAACCGCGGCUACUCCCUGAUUCACAUUCCCGGCACCGUGGGCUUCAUUGGGUACUAUUACGCCAUGGCGCCCACUCACGCCCGGUUCUGCACUGUUCGCCGCACCAUGACCCUGUUGAACAUGUUUGCCUUCAUCAUCUUCAUCUUCUAUCCCACGGCGCCCCCGCGUCUGAUGCCUUCUGAGUAUGGCUUUGUGGAUACCGUGAACCUGGAGAACGCCGAGAGUGUCUGGAUGAGUGGAAAGUUCGUAAACAAGCUGGCCGCGAUGCCUAGCAUGCACUUCGGAUAUGCUUUCGCCAUUGGAUGCGUUUUUAUUGCUGACUCGGCCAUCCUUAACCUGCUUUUCGGCCGCCUGCGCAACUACCUCUUGAAAGACGACUUGGACAAGUCUCUGGACAUCGACGAUGUGGAGCUGAAGGAGGUUCAGGAGAACCGCAAACGCUGGAAGAGCUGGUUCAUGUUCGCUUUCGGUGUCUGGUAUCCCAGCUGGAUCCUCCUUACCAUUGUCGGAACGGCCAACCACUACCUCCUGGACGCUGUUGUUGCUACUUUUUGCGCGCUGAUGGCUUACCUCUGCAACCGUGCCUUGCUAGUAUUCCUCCCGGCCGAGGACAUGCUGCUUUGGGCUUGGAGACUUGAGAAGCCCGUUCCCACGACAGGUCGCAUGAAGAACAUUACCGUGCGGUAA
This is a messenger RNA of Colletotrichum truncatum, 1320 nucleotides long. RefSeq lists its product as uncharacterized. NCBI's taxonomy places the organism in Eukaryota, Fungi, Ascomycota, Sordariomycetes, Glomerellales, Glomerellaceae. The record is from RefSeq and is a predicted model, not a curated record. Gene Ontology annotation, cellular component: inositol phosphoceramide synthase complex. Gene Ontology annotation, molecular function: inositol phosphoceramide synthase activity. Gene Ontology annotation, biological process: sphingolipid biosynthetic process; inositol phosphoceramide metabolic process.